Astyanax mexicanus (Mexican tetra) is the source of this 1274-nucleotide messenger RNA. RefSeq names its product gamma-glutamylcyclotransferase-like. NCBI's taxonomy places the organism in Eukaryota, Metazoa, Chordata, Actinopteri, Characiformes, Acestrorhamphidae. The coding region runs from base 59 to 700 and encodes 213 amino acids. The transcript has 5 exons. Gene Ontology annotation, molecular function: gamma-glutamylcyclotransferase activity. The record is from RefSeq and is a predicted model, not a curated record.
AAGCUCGGGACGGAGCAGUAGGCUCUCUGCAGUUGAGAUCAGUCUGAUCUGGAGAACGAUGGCUGGAGGAAAACUCUGCCGCUUCAGCAGAACCCUGCUGAUGAUCGGACUCUUCCUCUUGACUGAUCUGGACGCUCCGUCCGCCAUGGAAAACCAGACCACCUUCCUGUACUUCGCCUACGGGAGUAACCUGCUGAAGGAGAGGCUGCAGCUGAAGAACCCGUCCGCCAGGGUCCACUGCAUCGCCCGGCUCCAGGACUAUAAGCUGGUGUUCGGGAAUCAUAAGGGGCUGGCGAGUGACCGCUGGCAAGGGGGCGUGGCCACGAUCGAGCACAGCCCGGGGGACGAGGUGUGGGGGGUGGUGUGGAAAAUAAACAUGGCUGAUCUGGAGAGUCUAGACAGGCAGGAGAACGUGCGGUUGGGGGCGUACAGUCCGGUGGAGGUGUCGGUUUGGACUCGGGGUCAGGAGCUGAACUGCAGGACCUACAUCAUGAACAGCUGUGUGUACGCCCCGCCCUCUCCACAGUACCUAAAGGUGAUCAUGAUGGGGGCGGAGCAAAACGGUCUGCCGAAAGAUUACCAGGAGAAGCUGAAGGCCAUCGAAACCAACAAGUACGAGGGUCCACUGCCCGUGAUGGAGGAACUGGAGAAAGCUCUGAGGAAUUCCAAACUGAAGAAGAAAGGUCGUUCUGACGCCUAGAACCACAGAGAACCACAAAGAACUACGAAGAACCACAGAGAACUACGAAGAACCACAGAGAACCACAGAGAACCACAAAGAACUACGAAGAACCAGGGACAGUUACAGAGAUGACUGUUCUACCCACUUUACACCGUUCUCUUCACUGUAGCUCAGAGUAAAGCUGCUGUAGAAUUCUAAACUCUAAAAUAAUCAGAAAUAAACAGAGCAGAAGAGUUACUGUAAAAUAAGCAGAUUUACAGUUUGGUAGAAUGUUGUUUAAUCCUGUUAAUCAGAUUAAUAAAGUGAGAGGAUUAAGAGCAAAUCUGAUUUUAUUGACGUCAGAAACACUGCACACCUUAAAUAAAUAUUAUUUAUAUAAAUUAUUAUAUCAGCGUACAGACCAAAUUCUUUAACUGCAUAUUACUGAGGCUCCACCCUCUGAUACACUACUGUUAAUUUACUAAUAAUAAACUGAUUGUUUUAAACUCAUUAGCAUAAACUGACGCUACAGAAUGCGAAAGUCCUACAGAAUAUUUGUAUCGUUUUUAUUUCUUUGAUGAUUAAUAAACGUGUAAUUCUUAAUGAAGUAAAA